Entamoeba nuttalli P19 is the source of this 255-nucleotide messenger RNA. Its product is annotated as Yos1 family domain containing protein. The record is from RefSeq and is a predicted model, not a curated record. Lineage: Eukaryota; Evosea; Mastigamoebida; Endamoebidae. The transcript has 2 exons. Gene Ontology annotation, biological process: endoplasmic reticulum to Golgi vesicle-mediated transport. Bases 1 to 255 code for a protein of 84 amino acids. Gene Ontology annotation, cellular component: Golgi membrane; COPII-coated ER to Golgi transport vesicle; endoplasmic reticulum membrane.
AUGGACUUUAGUUUUUCUUUUGGUGGGUUAUUAACAAGCAUUCUUCUUUUUGUUAAUUCUAUUGUUAUUCUUAACCAACAAAGACUUCUUAAACCUCUUGGUAUCGCUUAUGAUGACAAUAAUAAAGAUAACGAAGAAAAUAAAACUGUACGAGGAAGAUUGAGUUGGUUCUUUUAUCGAACACAAGACUUAAUGAAAUAUCCAUUAAUAGUUUUAAAUACAAUAGUCAUUGGAUUCUUGUUAAUUCUUGGAUAA